UGUUGACUGUUAAGCCUACUUCAAGUAUGUAGCUGAUUUUUUGUGGUUACACUUGCUGCUAGAGUACUGUACUGCGAGUUAGAAAUAUUCCUACUUGAACAGAAUCCCUGUCCAUCCAAUCAUGUCGCGAAAACCUCUGCCGAUCCCCAGCCAUCCACAACCGCGACGAGGCGCAGUGACAGGCAUAGUUAAUCGACUGCAGGGUUCGCUGCGCAGCGGCGAACUCAGUGACAUCAAGUUCGUCGUAGGACGCGAAUAUGGCGAAACACGAACAUUUUCUGCACUUAAGUGCAUCUUGAGCCUCAGCAGCGACGUAUUUUACGCGAUGUUUCACGGCAGCUUGCCAGAGCGGAAGAAGACCAUCGAGAUCCCCGAUGUCCUUCCUGAGGCUUUUGAGGUUAUGCUUUGCUAUGUGUAUACGGAUAAGGCUGAUAUCACGGUGGAGAAUGUCUGGCCGGUGCUGUACUGUGCGGAUAAAUAUGAUUUCCCGUUGUUGCUGGAACAGUGCAACCAGUUCGUGCUGAAGCAGAUCCGAGCGGAUAACUGCCUGACGUAUUUGGAAAAGGCUACAAAGUGGCAUGCUGACGAUAUCGUGAAGUUAUGCUUCACUGUGGCGGAUGCAUACACCAAAGUCGCAUUUGAGUCUCCGCAAUUCGUUUCUGUUAGUCGAGAGACGCUGCAGAAGCUUCUGCAACGAAGUACGUUGCGCGUGGACGAAAACACAGUCUACAUAGCCGUGGAACGAUGGUGCGUGGAAGCUUGCAAGCAGAAUAAUCAGGAGGCUUCGGCUGCCAGUCGGCGUGCUGUUUUGGGGGAGGCGCUGGUCCUCAUCCGAUUUCCCUUGCUGGAACCUUCUGAGCUGGCUGACGGCCCAGCCAAGACUGGCCUACUUUCGGAACGGGAACUGCUUGAUCUCUACACUUAUACACUGGCCACGACCAAGCCACCGGCAACAUUUCCGUUUUCCACUGAGGAACGAGAACCCCAGCCUUUUCGCCUUCGUCGCACGGAAUUCCAGUUUCGGGAGAAAAGUUUUGUGGAAGAGGAUCCGGACAGCCCGUUUUGGAUGCCGGCGAAGGUCAUCGGUGUUCUUCAUUCGAAAGUGGUUGUGUGCUUGAAGAACGGAAGCGAAAGAAGAAUUCUGUUGGUGAAACCUGGGAAGGUCAUGCGUGCAGCCGAUUUCUUGACCAACGGACGCGACCUCGUGUGUCACUGUAGUGUGGCUAGAUGUGCCAGCGCUGUUUAUCAGAGCUCCUAUUACGGCGGAAGCCGCCACACUGUCAAAGCCUGUGGUCGGAAAGAGGUGGUGGAUUUCCGGGACCUUUUUGUUAGGCGCGAUGACGCACAGAAAUGGAAGAAUGACAACGACAGCGGGGAUGAUAGCGACGAGGAAGAGGAACGCGAAGGCCCAAUCAAGAAGCGCAUGCGAGAAUAGGCUGGUACGUAUGCUUUUGGGCAACAGCCUGGCGUACGGUUCGGCAACAACUUCGGUGUCAUGCGAAGACAUUCAUUCAGUUAUGUGGUAUACUCGGAAUAAUUCUGUUCUUGAUUUUCAGAAAGUUGAUUAUGUACGGGGUCAGAAAAUGUGUCUAUCUGUCUGAAUGCUUCAUUUGUUUUUUUUUCUGGCAAUGCAGUUUAUUAUUUUACCUAAUCACGGUAUGUUUUCGUUGUUGUGGCUGGGCCGCUGGGGAGAUUCUAGUGCGGCAUCAGUAAGAGCGCACCUCGUGUGCCUGCUAUAGUCUCGUCUUU
Molecule: messenger RNA, 1749 nt
Organism: Paramacrobiotus metropolitanus
Lineage: Eukaryota; Metazoa; Tardigrada; Eutardigrada; Parachela; Macrobiotidae
Product: BTB/POZ domain-containing protein 6-like
Exons: 6
Coding region: 122-1435 (437 amino acids)
Molecular function (GO): protein binding
Source: RefSeq, a predicted model, not a curated record